UAUUCCAAAGUAUAUUCACUUUAACCAUGUUUCACUUUAUGAACAAAAGGGGUAAGUAAGUUAGUGGGUCCCGUAAGUUGGGCGAAUUGUAUAAUGCUCUAUGUAACCACAAAGCAUUCGAAAAUUCAUAUUUGUGUGUGUUUUGAAAUUAUGUGGACCAUCAAUAUCAUUGUAUUCCUCUUUGAAGCUAAAAAAAAUAUUGAAAUUGGAGAUAUCAUGUAUUCUUCAAAUUAGCUGGUACAAUUCAUGGUUUCGAAAUGACCCCUUAAUUCUUUUGCAAUGUUUCGCGAUUUGACCCCCAACUUUCGUGUCGCUUCCUCAUGAUAGAUUUGCAAUAUCCAUUGUGCUCAUUUUAACAUAUUAUCCCAAUCUUUACCUAUUUUAUGUCAUUGAUGCUCAAAGUACUUCAUCGUUCUAAACACAUGUGUUGCAAAAAAAGAUUUGCAAUUGACAUGCCACAAACUUCGUUGGGAUUUGUCGUCAUGCACCAGCUUCGUUAUCACGUGCAAGACUCUAUUAUAGUUGAUUGUGCUCCACCCAAGUAGUGCCUCCCAAAUUUUGUAUGUAUAACAUCAUGUUCGAAAAUUUUCUCCACGGUUGUUGUAAAUUCGUGGAUUGGUUUAUUGUACAUGAUGUUGCAGAAAAUCAUUUGAGCAUGUAAAGUAAAAAUAAUCGAAUGAGUCUCGUAAAUAGUAUGUGUUGUCAAUCAUAAUCACUUUAAGGAAAACUUGUUUCCAUAGCUAAUGCAUAAAAUAGAAAAUUUUCGUAAAGCCGCUUUCAAAGACACGCGCCAGGCGUGUAAACGAAAACCAAAAGAAUUAACGGCGAGGGGUAAUAAGGGAAAUCAUUUAAGCACACAUCAAACGGAAAGAGGAGAACCCCAAACGAAGAAGACGAAGGAUUGAAUAACGCGCCGAGUCGAAACGAGGCAAAGCAGAAGCUGCGGAAGCGAGUGAAGGAGAAAAGCGAGUGGCAGCAUUCCAUUAGAUCUGGAAAAACCCUAAUUUUUUCCCUGUCCCUUCUCUCUAACGCGCUCUGUGUCCCUCACUCGCCUCUUUGCGGUUCACUGCUUUUAUUUCGCGCGGAUUCCUCCCUCCGAAGAAUCGCUUUGAGGUUCCUUUUCUCUCUCUCUCACUCUCUCUCUUCUCAAGCUUCUGGUUUCCUUUUCUGGUUUUGCUGUUUGGUUGCUGGGAAUAUGGUGAACGAGAAGUGGUCACCUUGCUUUGAUCGGAGUAGUAGUGUAUACUUGUUGCAUCAUGAUACUGACAUAACUGUACACGCGGGUCUCGAUUGGGUGACCGAAUUCCCCCUUCGCCUUCGACUCCUUUUGAGAAUGGAGGAAAAAAACUGAAAAUUGAAAAGCUUGGCUGAGCUGGGUGUAUGAGAAUACUUGUAAAGAUGCAAUUCUGGAGGUGCCAGCUUCAGCUUAUGCUGAAAGAGGCAGGCAUAGGUAGAAACUAGGAAGUAAUGAUCUUUUCACGUUGGUGGAAUAGGGUUUGAGAACAUUCGACUUGUCAUAUCCCACAUUCUUUUCCGGCAGAAUGAUCCAGUCUGGUGGAAACGCUGUUCUUUUUGCGGUUUAGAUGAGCUGUUUGGAUCAUGUUCGUUACUGAUAGCUGCUUAUGGUGAUUGUUCAUGUAAUGUGUUGCUAUGAUGCUUACUUUACUGCCGUUUCUCUCGGUUUGGGUUUGGUUUUCGACCUUGUGAUGUUGUGCUGGAUUCACUUGAUUAUGAAUCCUGUUCUUAUUCACUUCAUACUUAUAUUCAGGUGUCUGACUAGUAGCAACAUGAUAAGUGAAAACAUUUCUGUCGACUAAGCUUGAACCUGUGGCAACUGAUUUCAGUUACCAUGAUGUAUGGAUCUUUAGUGGUAUAAUACCAAGGGAUUGGCUACUUCGACUCUGAUGCUAUCUCUAUUUAUCAUUUUUCAGGUGAUAUAACCGAGGCAUUUACUAAAGUUCCUUGUUAAUUCAUCCCAUGGAUAUUGAUCUGAGGUUGCCUUCGGGUGGGCUUGAUAAGGAAGAUGAUGAAACAAAUGGAAUUGAUCAUAUGUUAAACGAAGACAAGCUGCAUAGUUCAGAGGCAGAGACUCUAACCAUGGUUAAUGUUUCAGAAGAUGUACAUGCUACAGGUGGUGGAAAUGUAAACUCCCCAAUGAGAGCCACUGAAAACAAAGAAGGAACAAAUCUUGAACCGCUUUCUGGCAUGGAAUUUGAAUCGCACAGUUCAGCAUAUGCAUUUUAUCAGGAAUAUGCUCGGUCCAUGGGGUUCAAUACUGCCAUACAGAACAGUCGUCGCUCAAAGACAUCUAGGGAAUUUAUUGAUGCAAAAUUUGCCUGUUCCAGGUAUGGAACGAAGAGAGAGUAUGAGAAGUCUUGUAACAAACCACGCUCUAGGCAGGAAAAGCAGGAACCUGAAAAUGGAACCAGCAGAAGAUCAUGCUCAAAGACCGACUGCAAAGCAAGCAUGCAUGUCAAGAGAAGGCCUGAUGGAAAGUGGGUCAUCCAUAGUUUCGUGAAGGAGCACAACCAUGAUCUCUUACCUGCCCAGGCUGUGAGUGAACAGACAAGAAAUAUGUACGCUGCAAUGGCUAGGCAAUUUGUUGAAUACAAGAACGUUGUUUGCCUCAAGAAUGACACCAAGAGCCCAUUUGAUAAACCUCGAUCUUCGGUACUAGAAGCUGGAGAUGCUAAGUUUUUGCUUGAUUUCUUAACACAAAUGCAGAGUUUAAAUUCCAACUUCUUUUAUGCGGUGGACAUAGGUGACGAUCUACGUCUGAAGAACUUGCUUUGGGUCAAUGCUAAAGGUAGGCAUGACUACGUCAAUUUCUGUGAUGUUGUCUCCUUGGAUGCCACCUACAUGAGAAACAAAUAUAAGAUGCCUCUUGUUCUCUUUGUUGGAGUGAACCAACACUAUCAAUUCUUGCUGCUUGGAUGUGCUCUGAUAUCAGAUGAGAGCUCAGCAACAUAUUCCUGGCUUAUCCAAAACUGGCUUAGAGCAAUGGGUGGGCGGGUGCCUACUGUUAUCAUCACUGACCAGGACAAAACAUUGAACUCGGUUAUUCCGCAUGCCCUUCCUGGUGCUCGUCAUUGCUUUUCUUUGUGGAGCAUUUUCGGGAAGGUUUCUGAGAACUUGGGUGAUGUGAUUAAACAGCAUGACAACUUCAUUAAAAAAUUCGAAAAAUGUGUCUUCAGGUCAUGGACAGAGGCAGACUUCAUCAAGAGGUGGUGGAAACUCCUUGAUAGAUUUGAGCUCCAAGGGAACGAGUGGAUGCAACCAUUAUAUGAAGAUCGUGAGAAAUGGGUGCCAUUGUACUUGAAGGGUGUUAAUUUGGGCGGAAUGUCCACAGUUCAGAGAUCUGACAGCGUGAACUCGUACUUUGACAAGUUUGUGCACAAGAAGAGCACUGUACAAGAGUUUGUGAAACAGUAUGAAGUUGUUUUAAUGGAAAGGUACGAGGAAGAAGCCAAAGCAGAAUCUGAUACAUGGAACAAGCACCCCGCUCUGAAAUCCCCUUCCCCAUUGGAGAAGAGUGUUUCAGGGUUGUACACUCUUGCCGUCUUCAAGAAAUUUCAAGUUGAAGUGUUGGGCGUAGUUGCUUGCCAUCCUAAACUGGAGAGUGAAGAUGAAACUAGUGUCGUUUUUCGAGUUCAAGACUUGGAGAAGCAGCAAGAUUUUUCUGUCAUGUGGAACCAAUUGAGAGCGGAAGUUUCUUGUAUUUGUCGACUACAAGAAUAUAAGGGUUAUCUGUGUAGGCAUGCAUUGGUUGUUUUGCAGAUGUGUCAGCAAUCUGCUGUCCCAUCUCGUUAUAUAUUAAAACGAUGGACCAAAGAGGCAAAGAGCAGGCAUCUUAGUAUGGGUGAAGAAGAAUCUGAGCAACUACAGUCUAGGAUGCAAAGGUACAAUGACUUGUGUCAAAGAGCAUUGAAAUUGAGCGAGGAAGGGUCAUUUUCACAAGAGAGUCAUAACAUCGCCCUUCGUGCUGUUGAAGAAGCUUUUGGAAAUUGCUUAAGUGUCAACAAUUCUAGCAAGAGUGUCCCGGAUGCGGUUACAUCAACUGCACAUGGUCUUCUCUGCACCGAAGAUGAUAACCAAAGUAGGAGCAUGAACAAGACUAAUAAGAAAAAGAACCCUACUAAAAAAAGAAAGGCUGGGUUGGAGCCGGAGAUUGCAACAGUUGGGAUAGAAGACAGCAUGAUGGAAAAGUUGAACUCUAGAGCUGUAUCACUGGAUGGCUUUUAUGGGUCACAACAGCCUGUGCCAGGGAUGGUUCAUAACUUCAUGGAACGUUAUUAUCAGCCGAGCAUACAAGGGCAGGGACAAAUGAACUCACCCCUAGCGCAAACCCAUGAUGGUUAUUUCAGCUCCCAGCAAGGCCUUCCUCAUCCUCUGGGGGUAGAUUUCCUCAACAGAACAAUUGGUUAUUCUUUCGGAAUCCGGCAGGAUGAUUCUAAUGUGAGAACAUCGCAAGUACAUGAUGAUGCAUCCAGACACGUGUAGAAAAAAGACGACAGAGAAGCUGAAUAUGAAUGGUGCAAGAACAUAAGUCUGUAUAUUCUAGAUCAGAGGGUGUCCAAUGAUAAGGUGUUUCUGUUCAUGCCGUCUGCCUGAAUAAGAUGAUUUAGAGUUAUACUUGCAUCUUAUCUCUAAUCGUAGUUGUAAAGCUUGUUUGUAAUGUUGUAUCCUGAUUGUUACGUUAAUGGAAAUCAUUGAAUGUGUUAAGAGUAGAUGUUGUAUUUGCAUUUGCCUCAAUUUUUUCUAGUAGGGUCAAAAGAACAUGAGCGAGUUUUCUCUGCGAAUUUUGUUGUACAAUCAAGUCUUUUUUCUAAUAAGACAUGAAUUUUUUACACCGGAUCUCUUUUCAUUCGAAGAAAAAUUGUGUUUGAAGAUUCUCAAUUUGCAAAAUAGUCUUUGCUCCAUUAUUCUCUACAUUGAGAUCGACUAGUGAUCGACUGAUAAACAAUGUUUCUUGCCAGUAGUUUUUACCCGUUUUUGCCAUUUUUCUAACCAUUCAACAAUGUUGUGACUAUUGGGUGGGGAAAAAAGUUUAGUAUGCGCCCUUCACAUACUCAACGAAACUUGUACGAAACUUGUAGGGUAAAACUUUUAGAGUUUCAUUCAGAAUGUGAAUUUCUGCAUAUCUUAUAUUUAUGCUAUACAAUAUAGGAACAUAUUUUUAAAAACACCGCAUUUACGCAUUUACGAUAAAUGUUGUUGAAUUACAAUAAAUAUUUAGAUGUUUGUUCUCAUUUUCCACGAGUGCGAUCCAAUUGACAAUUAUCACCUCUACCACCAACUCAUAGGGAUGGCAAUAGAUCCCGAUGGAUGAGCAGAUAACGCAUAUACAUUACCCUACUCAAAAUAGUUUGGGUUUAACCUUUACCAAUACACAUACAAGAAUCGGGCAGAUUAUCAAAAUCAUAUGCAUAUCUGAUUGGGUUGCGGAUAUCCAAGAUUAUCCAUGGAUAAUAAUUUCUUUUUAUAAAUUCAACCAAAAUGUUAAAUGUUGACACUACAUAAGUGAAAAAACAAAAAAGUAAAUGAAAAUUAGUUAAAAAUAAUACAAUUUCACUAAAAUAUGAUAUAUGCACAAUAAAUAUAAAAUAUGUUGAGAAAAUAAUGAUAUUUUUAAACAAAAUACAUAAAUAAGCAUAUAAUCGGUGGGUUUGGGUUGGAUAGUGAAAAAAUCAUACUCACUCAUCAUUCGUAAUCUUCACUUACGAAUUUUAUCCAUAUCGAUUAAAAAUUCUUCGUGUUCGCAUUUUACCCUACUCAAUUACUCAAAGUAUAAUCAGUAAAGUCUAGAUUGGAUA
This is a messenger RNA of Linum trigynum, 5813 nucleotides long. Lineage: Eukaryota; Viridiplantae; Streptophyta; Magnoliopsida; Malpighiales; Linaceae. The record is from the annotation of a GenBank genome assembly.